Messenger RNA from Lates calcarifer (barramundi perch), 1245 nucleotides. It is a transcript of the gene lxn, whose product is annotated as latexin. The transcript has 7 exons. The record is from RefSeq and is a predicted model, not a curated record. NCBI's taxonomy places the organism in Eukaryota, Metazoa, Chordata, Actinopteri, Centropomidae. The coding region runs from base 147 to 1028 and encodes 293 amino acids. Gene Ontology annotation, molecular function: metalloendopeptidase inhibitor activity.
GGACAGUCUCUGCUUCCCCUCCUCCUCUUGUUAUAUAACUCCACACUAACAGGAGGGUCAUUUCCCUGCUUGGACUCUUUCACAGAAGUGGCUUUUCCUUUCCUUUGCUCUCCAGCAUCUCUGUUUUACAGUCACGGCGUACUAUAAUGGGUUUGAGGAUCGUCGUUUUUCUGGCUGUGUUAGUGGUGGUAACUGGGAGUCCCACUGUGACAAUCAGACCCGAAGCUGCCUCAGAGGACACAUCAGCUCAUCCCAACAGCCUACCAGAGACGGCAGAGGAAACGGAGACUCCUGGACAGCAAAAAGUAUCAAUAGUGGAGGAGCUUGAGGAGGAUGUGAUGGCGACUGGCAAGCUGAACCCAAAUCACUACCCUGCUCAGAGGGCAGCCAAGGUGGUCCAGCACUACCUCAACACCCGCUAUGGCUCACCGUACAGGGUGUUCUUCCUGCACAGGGUCCACAGCGGAAACGCAGAGGAUGUGGCAGACUCUGGAAGAAAGUAUCAGCUGGAGAUCUCAGUGCAGGACCUCAUUAGCACUAAUACAGAGAAAUGCUCUGCAGAGGUUUUGUUUCCAGGGGGAGAGCAGCAGCGUUCGCCCCAUGUCCAGGCCUCAUGUGAGGAGCUCCGUAAAAUUGACACUAAAGCUCAAGAAGAGGCUUUGUACCAACAGUACAAGACGAACCCAAGCCUGUUGGCAGCACAUUUACCUGAUAGCUAUGGUCACAUCAACCCUGAGAUGAAGCCUUUCUGGCACCUGGGCGCUGUGGCCUCCAGCUUUAUCAUGCUGAACGAAUCCACUGAAAACACUCUGUUCAACAUGGCUCAGGUGGCCAACGUCACGCAGCUGGCAACUGAGAACGACCAGCUGAGAUUUGACUAUCACAUACUGCUGCAUGAGAUGGUGUCACAGGAUAUCAUUCACUGGAAACUGCAGGUCUCCUGGUCUCCAUCAGGGGGAGUUAAAGUGCUGCAGAUGGAACAGCUGCCUCACUGCCAUCAUUGUGAAAAACCUCCAAACACAAACUAAACAACCAAGGCAAAAUUUUGAUGCUCACAUCUUGUAUUCAAAUUUUGGUGCACGAAUGUGGUUACGUCAAGGAGAUGAGCCGAUGAUGCCGGCUGAACCACAGAGACGUGGUUACACUAUCAAAUUAAUCCAUCGUACAUAAUGAUAUGAUAUCCUCAAAAUGUUCUGUACUGUUGGUUGCAAGAGUAUUUUAGCCAAAAUAAACUGUUAUACACAA